This is a messenger RNA of Suillus subaureus, 402 nucleotides long. RefSeq lists its product as uncharacterized. The record is from RefSeq and is a predicted model, not a curated record. The transcript is spliced from 2 exons. The annotation marks the transcript as partial. Lineage: Eukaryota; Fungi; Basidiomycota; Agaricomycetes; Boletales; Suillaceae.
AUAGUCAUCAUUGACAAGUCAGGAGUUCAUCGCCUCAAGGUUCAAUGUUGUGAUUGUCCAAAUGCCAUGAGUCCAGACAUUCAAAUGUUUCGACAUGGAUUGUUCCCUACAUCAUUUAACAAGCCCAAGACUUUGUUCACCUUCAGGGUGCUUGAUGAUUUUCUAUUGGACAACCUUGAAUGCAGCACCUUAGUGAUGAACUAUUAUAGCAAGCUUCAGCAAAUGACCUUGAGCAUGUUUCCACACCUUGGUCCAGUAAUGCUAUAUCUCCAUCAUUUCAAGGAUAUUAUAUUGACAAAGCAUUGGAGGCAGUUGAAGGCCAUGAAAUGGCAUGGAUUUGGCCAUCAUUCUGACAACCUGAAUGCAGGAGAUCUCACAUUGUUUUGCCCCACAUGUCCUUAG